Symbiodinium sp. CCMP2456 is the source of this 843-nucleotide messenger RNA. The record is from the annotation of a GenBank genome assembly. Lineage: Eukaryota; Dinophyceae; Suessiales; Symbiodiniaceae.
AUGUCGGAGCGGAAGAGGCAAGGAACGCAGGUCACCGUGACCGUGCCCGGCGGCGCACCUCCGGGGACGGUGCUGGCAGUACCGAUUCGAGGUGGUGAAGAUGUGCUGAAGGUUCGUGUACCAGACGGGUGUGGCGCAGGCUCCACCCUGCUCCUGACAAAGGCAGAUGGAGCAAAUCAGUGGUCUAUGUCCGUCGGGAUGAUAGUGCCAGUCGAGGAUGCAGAGGCCUUUGCUGAGGAAGAAGUCAGCGGCUUUGGUGAAGAUGUCGGCAACAACACCGGUGUGAAUGGUGUGGACGGUGCAGACGAGGACAUGCGCUCAGAAGAGCAGCGCCAAAAGGAGCUCGAGAAGGAAUGGAUGCAGCAGCAGCAGGUGGGCGCUCAAUCACCGGAAAAGAAACCCGCCGAACGGUCGAAGGAGCCUGCUCCCGAAGAAGCCAUCGAGCAACCUAUUGAGCCACCCUCGUCCGCCUUCACCGUGCGGUUGGAGACGACUGUUGGCACCAUCGACAUCGUUGUGCGACCGGAUUGGGCUCCGAACGGUACCCGACGUUUUCUCGAGCUCGCCGCAGCAGGUGACUUUGAUGAUCGAGCAUUCUACCGAGCUGUGCCAACUUGUAUCGUUCAGUUUGGCUUGCCUCCCAAGCGCGACUUACCGGCCAUCCCGGACGACCCUGCCACCGGCGUACCUUUCUUGCUGGGAGCCGUCGCGUUUGCCGCGGUUGGGGAAAACACUCGUCGGUCAACAAUCUUCAUCUGCACAGGCGACAUGUCUCACUGCCUGGGCCGAGAGUCUUGGGAGACACCUAUUGGGGCCGUCGCCGAAUCAUCAUUGGAUGUUCUG